This is a messenger RNA of Pelobates fuscus (common spadefoot toad), 3779 nucleotides long. RefSeq names its product gastrula zinc finger protein XlCGF48.2-like. The coding region runs from base 8 to 3358 and encodes 1116 amino acids. The record is from RefSeq and is a predicted model, not a curated record. The transcript is spliced from 6 exons. Lineage: Eukaryota; Metazoa; Chordata; Amphibia; Anura; Pelobatidae. Gene Ontology annotation, molecular function: DNA-binding transcription factor activity, RNA polymerase II-specific; RNA polymerase II cis-regulatory region sequence-specific DNA binding. Gene Ontology annotation, biological process: regulation of transcription by RNA polymerase II.
UGAAUCCAUGAACACAAUUAAAGAUGAAGAAUAUCACAUGCCAGUAGUGAGUGAAUACGGAGUUAAAAAUCAACCAGUGGAAAUAUAUCUAACUCUUAAUAAACCAAAGACAACACUGGGUUGCCCUUUAACCUGCAAGGGAGGGGAAUCUGCUUCUCAAGAACAACAUUUCCCAAACACCAACAUUUCUAAACUCACAGGAUGUGCACACAUCGAAUAUCCAUCUAUUCCGAUCAAGGAGGAACCAGCCUCGUGUGACGAAGGAAGUCUAUCAGACACUGACAUUAAUACAGCCACAGGACGUGCACAGAUAGAAUAUCCAUCUAUUCCGAUCAAGGAGGAACCAGCCUCUUGUGACGAAGGAAGUCUAUCAGACACUGACAUUAAUACAGCCACAGGACGUGCACAGAUACAAUAUCCAUGUAUUCCGAUCAAGGAGGAACCAGCCUCGUGUGACGAAGGAAGUCUAUCAGACACUGACAUUAAUACAGCCACAGGACGUGCACAGAUAGAAUAUCCAUCUAUUCCGAUCAAGGAGGAACCAGCCUCGUGUGACGAAGGAAGUCUAUCAGACACUGACAUUAAUACAGCCACAGGAUGUGCACACAUUGAAUAUCCAUCUAUUCCGAUCAAGGAGGAACCAGCCUUGUGUGACGAAGGAAGUCUAUCAGACACUGACAUUAAUACAGCCACAGGAUGUGCAAAGAUAGAAUAUCCAUCUACUUAUAUUAAGGAGGAAUCACCUGUGUGUGAAGGUGGACGUAUAACAAAUGUUAAUACCUAUACACCCGCAGAAUGUAAACCUCCAAUCAAGGAAGAAUCCUUUUUACGUAGAAAAGAUAUUUGCACAGACAGUUCUGAACCCCCGGAACCCACACACACAGGAUACACACUCCGUGUUAUAAAGGAUGAACUAAUCUCACAGGAAGAAGAAGAUAUUACACCCAUAGCAAAUAACUUGAUAGAUUCAGAGGCAAAUUCAUCUGUGAAAAGGGAUUUCAUAGAUGGUUGUAUUGCUACAGAAUAUGCAUCAACGGGAAGUAAAUCCACACAUGCCAACGGAUUCUAUAAUGAAGGUAAUCACAUUCAAGAAACAAAUAGAUUAACCCCGAUGCAGAACAAUGAAUAUAGUAACAAUAAUAAUAACAAUGUGCCUAAGCGGAAGAAACCAUUUUCAUGUCCAGAAUGUGGAAAAUGUUUCACUUGUAAAUCAAAUCUUGGCACACAUAUAAGAAUUCAUAAAGGUGAUAAACCAUUCUCCUGCUCUAAAUGUGGAAAACGGUUUACUCAGAGCUCUGCACUUUUUGCGCAUCAGAGAAUUCAUACCGGAGAGAAACCAUUUUCAUGCACUGAAUGUGGAAAAAGAUUUACGAAGAGUACAAAUCUUGUUACCCAUCAGAGGAUCCACACAGGAGAGAAGCCAUUCAGAUGUUCUGAAUGUGGGAAAUGUUUUACUCGGAAAUUCUCUCUAGUUGCACACCAGAGGACUCACAAUGGAGAGAAACCAUUUUCUUGUUCCGAAUGUGGGAAAUGUUUUACAGGUCGAACAGCUCUUGUUACACAUAAACGAAUUCACACAGGAGAAAAACCAUUCUUGUGUUCAAAAUGUGGGAAGUGCUUCACGCAACGUUCUGCUCUCGCUACGCAUCAAGUCUUACAUGUGAGAGACGCUAUUCAACUUUUAUCAGCUCCUCCCGCAAGCUGCCAGGCAUUGAUUGACAGUCUCUGGAAUCCCGUGUACCGCCUUAUGAAGGGAGGUCCAUUGAAGGUCAUUCCCUUCCAUAUGGACUGUUAUUCUGUGAUGAUGAACAAGGACAGGAAUCAGAUGACUGAGACGAUUCUGGAUCUCACCCUGGAGAUCAUCUACCUGCUGACUGGAGAGGAUUAUGUCAUUAUAAAGAAACCUGGUUCUUAUAGCACGCACAGCAGCAAUGCCCGAGUGUCAGAAGGAUCAUACAAGACCCAAGGCCUUAGUAUGGUGGUUUCACCUUACUCAAUAAUACAAGACGGAAAUAAAGGCAAGAAAAUACUGGAACUGAUUGACAAGAUCAUUCAUCUCCUGACAAUCGAGGAGUGGAAUGAUUUGGAACAGAGUAAUCCAAAGAAAGAUGUGGUGAUGGAGACACACCAACUGUUCAUCUCUCUAGAUGGGUCAGUGAGCAGAGAUGUACCAGGUGCAAAUCACAAACCUAUUCCAACAGUAAAUUUUGGAAAGAAAUCUGAACGAGACAAUAAGGCCAAUCACAUCAAGACAUAUCUGAAUAUAAAUAAGCCAAUGAAGACACAGAUAAACUCCAAAACUUGUAAAGAUAAAUCAGUAAUGUGUGCAGAAGGAACAUUAACAAACUAUUACACACCUACAGAACAUACACAGACAGGAUACAGAUCUUUCUAUGUAAAGGAGGAACCAGCCUCACGAGAAAAUGUCACAGACCCUGAGAUUUCGAGAUUCACAGAACAUCCACAGGUAGAAUAUACAUUUACUUGUAUUGAGAAGGGGUCAGUUGCAUGUGAACAGGGGAACCCCAUCCAUAUAGACCAUUAUUUACCUACAGAACAAAUACAAACAGAAUAUUCAUCUAGUCAAAUAAAGGAGGAACCAGCCUUACAUGGCGUGAGUAAUCUUACAGAUAUUGACUUCUAUUUAUCCACUGACCAUUUACAGACAGAAUGUGCAUCUUCUGAAAGCAAGGAGGGAUUAGUGUCCCAGAAGGGUGGGAUCCUCAAAGACAUUGAUAUGUAUCCACCUACAUAUCAAACCAACCCACAUCUUACAUCAUGUAAUGUAAAACAUAAUUUGGCUUCAUGUAAAGAAAAGGUUCACAAACAGAAGAAACUAAAUUGUUUUGAUUGUGGAAAAACAUUUCCAUAUAAAUCAAUGCUUGUAAUUCAUCAGAGAGUUCAUACAGAAGAGAAACCAUACACUUGCCCUGUAUGUGGAAAAUGUUUUAGCCGGAAAUCCCAUCUUGUUACUCAUCAGAAGAUCCAUACAGGAGAAAAACCAUACAGUUGCCCUGAAUGUGGAAAAGGUUUUAACCAGGAAGCAAAUCUUAUUGCUCAUCAGAGAAUUCACACAGGAGAGAAACCAUUUUGUUGUUCUGAUUGUGGAAGGUGCUUUAGCCGAAAGAUAUAUCUUAAUACACAUCAGAGGACUCACACAGGAGAGAAACCAUUUUCCUGUUCUGAAUGUGGCAAAUGCUUUAGUCAGAAGUCAGCUCUGAAUACACAUGCCAGGACUCACACAGGACAGAAGAAAUGUUCUUGCCCUGAAUGUGGGAAAUGUUUUAGUCAGAAGUCUUAUCUUAAUGUACAUCAGAGGAUUCACAUAGGGCAAAAAUCAUUUUCUUUUUCUAACUGAGAAAAAGACGUUGGUUCCAAGUAACCUCUUAACACCAAAGGACUCACAUUUCUCCUAGGCCGAAGCCUUCCUUUCCUAACUUUCCAAAGCCUUCCUUGCUAUAAACUUAAAUAGACUCUUAAAAGUCUACAUGCGGUUUCUGAAAACCGAACCUUCAAAGUAUUUCUUACAUUUUAGAGCAUUGUAAACAUUUAAAUGCCUCAUGGUCUAAUUUAAUGGACAAAUAAAACAGAAGGUUCCUUAUUCAUUCUUUUCUUUCUUAAAGGGACUUUCUCCGCACCAAAACCACUUCAUCUAAAUAAAGAUGUUGUAAUGUAUAAACCCAGUCCCAAAAGUCAGCGAUAUAAAGUGUUGCCUUGGCAAAAAAAAUGACAAUAAUGCCCUUAUAACACACCUCUAAAGACUGAUCGACACUAGAUGC